AGAACGCAAACAGACAGUUAAAUGCUUUGUAUUCAUUGUAAAUUCAAUAACUUUGGAAAUAAUGUAUCGUUAUAAAAUCUGUUUGUUUUAUGAUUUAUUUUAAAUCUUGCUUUAAAUCUACAUAUCGGCUGGGAAUUUCUAACUUGAGAGCUUGGUUCGUGAAUUUACCCAGUGAAAACUGUCGGUCAGUAAGUAACCCCCACAAAAAGCUCGUUGUUUUCAGGAAUGUUGCAUAUGUAAAAUGUACAGCUUUCCUUUGUGAAGGACUGACAUCAUGAUCUUUCUCAAAUCUUCAACCCAACUAGCCCAGCUCUCCUGGAAGAUAAUUUUUCCUGGAUCGUGCUUCCCAAGUUUUUCAAAGCAGUGCCAUUGGAGAUGGAAGCAGGCAAUUCCUGUGUCCUUCUCUUCAUACACAGUUUAUAUGAAUGGAGCAUUUCAUACACAAAGACAUUGUCAAAUUCUACAGUCUGAGAUGCACACUCUGACAAGCUGGAGAAGACAGUUCAGCUUGUCAGCAGCUGGCAUUGUGAACUCAGCACCAGUGUCUGUGCAGCCUUACCUCAGACUUAUGAGGCUAGACAAACCUAUUGGAACAUGGCUGUUGUACCUACCUUGCACUUGGAGCAUUGCGCUAGCAGCAGACCCUGGCUGUCUCCCAGACCUCUUCAUGCUGGCACUGUUUGGUACUGGAGCACUUAUGAUGAGGGGUGCUGGCUGUACUAUUAAUGACAUGUGGGACAAGGACUUUGAUAAGAAGGUUUCCCGGACUGUUAGUCGCCCUAUUGCCUCAGGAGAGAUCACCCAGCUGCAGGCCUUCAUGUUCCUGGGGGCGCAGCUCAGUGCAGCUCUAGGCAUCCUUCUUUGCUUGAAUUUCUACAGUAUUGCCCUUGGAGCUGCAUCAUUGUCUCUGGUUGUCACUUACCCUUUAAUGAAGAGAAUUACAUAUUGGCCACAGCUCGUACUGGGCCUUACAUUUAACUGGGGAGCCCUGCUAGGGUGGUCUGCUGUGAUGGGCUCCUGUGAUUGGUCAGUUUGCCUACCUCUUUAUUUUUCUGGAGUUAUGUGGACUUUAAUAUACGACACUGUCUAUGCCCAUCAGGACAAAGCUGAUGAUAUUCUUGUGGGUGUGAAAUCCACUGCCCUCUGUUUCCAAGAGCAGACAAAGCCAUGGCUGACUGGGUUCUCUGUGGCCAUGUUGUCAGGACUUAUUCUGACUGGCAUAAACUCACACCAGACCUUACCCUAUUAUGGAGCGCUUUCUGUGGUUGCCAUUCAUCUAGUGUAUCAGGUUUACUCACUGGAUAUCAAUAAGCCCGAAGACUGCUGGGAGAAAUUUGAAUCUAAUCGUAAUCUUGGACUUCUGUUGUUUUUAGGAAUAGUUCUUGGAAAUCUCUGGAAAACCAAGAAUAAUUCAGAUGAACAAGAAAAAAAACUAAAACCUGAAAAUGAUCCAUUAAAAUAAAUUCAGGGAUUUAAAAUGUAUAUGUACUUAUUGUACUGUCAUGCUCCUUAACUGUGUAAAUUAAUUAACAUUUGGAAUGUAUGUUUUAUAAUUUUGAUCUAUAUAUAUAUAGUUCUUAAAUUUAUAGCCUAGAACAUUUGAAAUAAUUUAAACAAAUAAACUCCAGGCUUAGUCCAUAGAUCAGCCUAAACUAAAUAUUGAUUGUUAGGAUUGUGAUAUACAUUCUGUAUUUUAGAGAAGUGUGAUUGCAGAGUUAAUAUUAGUUUAUUUUUAUUUGAAUUACUGUUAUUUUUUCCAGUUAACUUGUCGUGGAUAAUUAUAAAUUACUUCCAAGCAACUGUAAGAAAUAUUGUAAAAGAAUUUAGGAUAUUUUUUAUAUAUUAUUAUAUUGAAAAAGAGAAGUAUUGAAAAAUCUAAUUUGCAGCAUGCUUUUUUGUUUUUAAAUCACUCACUUAGGAAGAUAAAGGAGUUUAUUGCCAUAUGUACAUGUACAUUGGAAUU
Molecule: messenger RNA, 1963 nt
Organism: Lepisosteus oculatus (spotted gar)
Lineage: Eukaryota; Metazoa; Chordata; Actinopteri; Semionotiformes; Lepisosteidae
Gene: coq2
Product: coenzyme Q2 4-hydroxybenzoate polyprenyltransferase
Biological process (GO): ubiquinone biosynthetic process
Cellular component (GO): mitochondrial inner membrane
Source: RefSeq, a predicted model, not a curated record